Molecule: messenger RNA, 4497 nt
Organism: Erinaceus europaeus (western European hedgehog)
Lineage: Eukaryota; Metazoa; Chordata; Mammalia; Eulipotyphla; Erinaceidae
Gene: MIA2
Product: MIA SH3 domain ER export factor 2
Exons: 29
Coding region: 149-4339 (1396 amino acids)
Biological process (GO): vesicle cargo loading; protein secretion; endoplasmic reticulum to Golgi vesicle-mediated transport
Cellular component (GO): endoplasmic reticulum membrane; endoplasmic reticulum exit site
Molecular function (GO): protein binding
Source: RefSeq, a predicted model, not a curated record
UUAAGCCUAUAUACUGACAGAGAAAUGUAGUUACUAAGGGAUUUUAUUUUAUUUUUUCCCUCUCUUACACUUCAUAAAGAGAGUGGAAGUAUUUUCUAAGCCUGAAACAGUUGGCUUUUCCAAGUUCAGAAUUCCUGCUUGCUCUAACAUGGCGAAGUUUGGAGUUCACAGAAUCUUCCUUCUAGUCAUUCCACUGAUGAAGUUUGUAGAAGGCACAAAACUGCUGGCGGACUUUAAGAAGUGUGGUGACCUGGAGUGUGAAACUUUAAUAAGCAGAGUCAUAGCCAUAAAAGAUUUCAGAGGACCUGACUGCCGAUAUCUGAACUUCACUACUGGAGAGGAGAUAUCUGUUUAUGUCAAGCUUGUAGGAGAAGGAGAAGAACUGUGGGCAGGAAGUAAAGAAAAAGACUUUGGAUAUUUUCCAAGAGAUGCCGUCUACAUUGAAGAGGUGUUCAUAUCUGAGGAAGUUAAAAUAUCUACUAAAGAAUCUGAUUUUCUUUGCCUUUUUGGAGAAAACUACAUAUUUGAAAAUGAAGAUAGUGAAUUAAACAGUGAUGUUGGUGGAAAUAUAAACUCAUAUGAAGAAGAUAAAGAACAGAAACCUAGGAAAUCUAGAGUCUAUGAAAAUGAUUUUCACGCAGAACAUGGGUUUUAUUCAACUUCUGAAAGUACAUGGUUUGAAGACCAAUUUUCAGCUUCAGAGGCUCCUGAAACUCUUGUAAGCAUCCGAGAAUCAGAAGCCAAUGAAGGAGCAGAGAGUCAAAAUGUCAAACAGACUCCAGAUUCAGAGGUGAGUCAUGCCCCACUGUCCUCAGCCACACCAGAUGGACAAGGAUGGUUUGGAUUUGGCGGGGAGGAAGCUGAAGGGCAAACUUUGGAAUCAGUUACUGCAACUCUACAAGAAAGCUCAUUUCAAAGUAGAGAAAUAGCAGUGGAAGAUGAGAACGAUCUAGAGGAAUUAAACUCUAGUGAGUCCCAAACAGAAUAUAAACAGGAACCUGAAUAUGAACUAGACUCAUUGCCAAGGAAAGAAUGUGAACUGAUGACCGAGGCGGAAAACAUUCCCAGAACUCAACCCACUGGUUGGUUUGGUGGUGGAUUUACAAAUUAUUUAGGCUUGGGAGGUGAAGAGACAGAACCUGAACUACAGUCCCAAGAAAGUAGCCCACCACUGCAAGAUGUUCCUAGUUCAUCCGAUGAAGAGCCCAUAACUCCAUGUACAGAGAUAUUAACAGAAAAAGAAGACGUCAUCAGUAAUGAAAACUCAAGUCUCAAACCAAGUUGGUUUGAUUUUGGUUUUGGUAUGCUGGGUUUUACAUAUGCCAAUGCAGAUAUAAGUCUGUCAGGUGAUGGAGAAAUGAAAGAAAGGGGUGAAGGAGAUGGACAUGAACACAUUCCACGUGAAUCUGACCCUGAUAAGGAACGAGAAACAAAAGUAAUAAAAGAUAUGGAAAAUGAAGAUCAAAUAGACAAGGAAACAGUCUCAGAGAAAAUAGAUGAUUCUGACACUUUACAAUACUUGCAAAAGUUUUUGCAUAAUUUUAACAAUCCUUGGAACUUCCAGGACACUCCAAAGGAAACAGAUCUAUCCUUUCCUGAACACAUACUAGAUGAAACUCAUGUAGUUGAAGAUGAAGAAUUUUUAGCUGAAGAUUAUCCUGAAGAUGACAUCAAAGCUAUGAUAUCUAAAGGCAGUUACAGUCAGUCAGAUACAGGCUCUAAGGUAUUAAUACAAUCACCUAAGGAAAUUCAAGAUUUCAAAAAUCCAUCUAAAAAUUAUGAAAAAUCAAAAACUUUGCUUGAUACUGCGGAGUCUGCUCAGGUGCGAGUAGAGGAAUCUAUGGAAAAUACCUUUCUAGACAGUCUAGUGUUUUCAACGGAUGAAUCUUUGUCUUCCCCAAAUGGCCUUGCUCAAAAAGAAGAUGCUUCUGAAUAUCAGAGUCUGAGAUAUCUUUUUCAAAUUUUUGUUUAUGAUUUCAUGGAUGCUGCAUUGUCAUCAGUUGUAGUUCUUACAGAAAGGGUUAUGGAAGCACUGCCUGAAGAUAUGAGGCCAGGUCCUAAUCCUAAUGGUUUGCUGUGGGAAUUGGUCAUCUGUGCAACUGUUGUUGGCUUUUUUGCUGUCCUCCUGCUUUUGUGGAGAAGUUUCCGCUCGGUUAGAAGCCGACUUUAUGUAGGGAGAGAGAAAAAGCUCGCUGUUGAACUUUCCACCCUGAUUGAGGAAAAAUGUAAACUACUUGAAAAAUUGAGCCUUGCUGAAAAGGAGUAUGAAGGCUUAGAGUCCUCGUUAAAGGAUGCCAACCUAGACGAGUCAGCAGAAGCACGAAGUCUGGAGGCAGCCUGUGAGGAACUGUGCAGGUCUAAAUCUGAACUUGAGGAUGAAAUACUGUCUCUAGAAAAAGAAUUAGAAGAAGAGAAAUCUAAACAUUCCAAACAAGAUGAAUUGAUGGUAGAUAUUUCUAAAAGGAUACAGUCCCUGGAGGAAGAAUCAAAAUCCCUCAAAUCACAAGUAGCUGAAGCCAAAACAACCUUCAAAAUAUUUCAAAUGAAUGAAGAACGACUUAAGGUAGCUACCAAAAAUGCUGCGAGUGAAAGUUUGCAACUUCAGGAAAGCCAGAAGCAGCUUUUACAAGAAGCUGACAAAUGGAAAGAGCAAGUGGAUGAUCUUAAUAAACAGAAAACAGCAUUUGAAGAAUCCAAAGUAAAUGUGGAGCAAGUCCUUUCUGAGAAAGAAGAUCAGAUCAAGUCAUUGACUGAACGCUUGCUAAAGAUGAAAGAUUGGGUUGCUGUGCUUGGAGAAGACAUAACAGAUGAUGUUAACUUGGAGUUGGAAAUGAAGAAUGAAUCAGAAACUGAAAACCACCCAAAAGGAACUUUGCAGAAGCUGAUUCAUGCUGCUAAGUUAAAUGCUUCUUUAAAAACUUUAGAAGGAGAAAGAAACCAAAUUUAUAUUCAACUCUCCGAUGUGGAUAAAACAAAGGAAGAGCUUACAGAGCAUAUUCAAAAUCUCCAAGAUGAACAGGCAUCUUUGCAAUCAGAAAAUACACAAUUGGAAAGUGAGAAUCAAAAACUUCAACAAAAACUUAAAGUAAUGACUGAACUCUAUCAAGAAAAUGAAAUGACACUUCACAGGAAAUUAACAGUAGAGGAGAAUUUCCGGUUAGAGAAAGAAGAGAAACUCUCUAGAGCAGAUGAAAAGAUCAGUUAUGCAGCAGAAGAGCUGGAGACCUACAGAAAGAGAGCCAAAGAUCUUGAAGAAGAAUUGGAGAGAACCAUUCAUUCUUACCAAGGGCAGAUUAUUUCCCACGAAAAAAAAGCACAUGAUAAUUGGUUGGCAGCUCGGACCACUGAAAGAAACCUUAAUGAUUUAAGGAAAGAAAAUGCUCACAAUAGACAAAAAUUAACUGAAACAGAGUUAAAAUUUGAACUUUUAGAAAAAGAUCCUUAUGCACUUGAUGCUCCAAAUACAUCAUUUGGCAGAGAGCAUUCCCCAUAUGGCCACGCGCCAUUGGGUCGACCUUCACCUGAAACGAGAGCUUUUCUCUCCCCUCCAACUCUGUUGGAGGGUCCACUCAGGCUCUCGCCUUUGCCUCCAGGGGGAGGAGGAAGAGGUUCAAGAGGCCCAGGGAACCACCUGGAACAUGAAGUCACCAAUGAAAGAGGUGAACCAAGCAGUAGGUUACUCGACCCUCACAGAGCACCUUCUGACACCGGGUCCCUUUCUCCUCCUUGGGACCAUGAUCGGAGAAUGAUACUUCCUCCAUCAGGCCAACCAUAUCCUGAGGCUGUGCUUCCUCACCAAAGGCAGGACAGAUUUUAUCCUAGUUCUGGUAGACUGUCUGGACCAGCAGAACUCAGAGGUUUUAAUAUGCCACCUUUGGAUAAAUCAGAUGGGCCAAUGUCUUUGGAACUGGAACCCAGUGGGAAUGACAGCAGAGAUGAUCAUGGUAAUUCAGCUGUGCCUGAUUCGUCUCCCCCCGUGGAAAGUGAAGUAGCUGGCCCUGGCUUUGUGCCCCCGUCUCUUCCUCCCAUCAGAGGUCCAGUGGAUAUACGGGGCCCAUCUCUAAGAAGGAGGUCUCCUUACCCUCCUCCUCCAGGAACGAUGUUUGGAGACACCCGAGGUUAUUUUCCACCAAGGGAUUUUGCUGGAGGUCCACCACCUCCUCCAUUUGCAAUGAGAACUGUCUAUCCACUGAGAGGGGUUCCUCUUUACCUCCCCGCAAGAGCUGGAACUUACCCCCCACCCCCACAUCCUGAAAGAAGGGAGUUACCACCAGGUGCGAUGCCGCCUUCAAACGAGCCCCCUGCUACUGAACACCCGGAACCACAGCAAGAACCUUGACAAUGUUUUUGUUUUCUCUUCAAAAUAAUCUUGACUUCUCUCUCUCAGUUUAAGUAACUGCUGUUACUUAAGUGAUUCUACUUUUGCUCAAAUUGAAGCUUAAUGCAAUUAUAAUUCUCAGGAUAGUCUUUUGUAAAUAAAGAUGAUUUAAAUAUGAA